UUCUUGGUCUGUAGCUUGGCGGGAUUUGACCGUGAUGAAAUUAUUUACAAAAUUUACAAUGUCUUUCGAGGUCCGAGGAUCAAAAUGAAGUCCCUCUCAGUGUAGGUUGUAUCGUAGUUCGAGGCUAAGUAGUAGCAUUUGUUGCAGUCUAGCCCUCCACACUGCUGAAUUUCUGAAAAUUUGCGGCUUCGUAGGCCUUCCCUUCGUCCUUGCCCCAAAGCUACUUUCACUCUUCUCUUCGCGUAGGUUGCUAUGGAAACUCAUUGUUUACCACCGUUCCCAGGGCCGCCGCCAUUUUGAACAUUUUGCGUAGACUUGCUCUUGUGGAGAAACUAAUAUUUUAUGCCCUCUUGAGACCAAUUGAGUCAUUCCUUUAGCUUCAAAAUGUUUCACACCUGGUUUGGAGAGCUCUUAUAUAAGUAUGAUUUCUGUAUUUCGGGUGUUAAGAUAAAUUCCGACGAAAAUAAAAGAUGAAUUACAACAGUCCCUCCCCUAGACGGGUAUUUUUGCCGCAUUCCCAUGAUCCAGUUCAAUCUCGAAAUAAAUAAACAUGGCCGCUUGAGAAAUUGUUGAGUGACAAAAAAGAACAACUUUAAUUACGUUUGAUGGGAAAUAUAAACGAUACUGAAGCGAACAUUGAACGGAAACCAAAAGAAGCGCAACUUUUAUUUGCAGCAGAAAAUGGUCAUGUUGACAAACUAAGCGCCCUUCUCGCCGAGAAAGACGUAAAAGUUGACUGUCCGAACAGUUCAGCUGUUACAGCUUUGUUCUUAGCGGCAAAAGAAGGACACGAGGAAUGCUUGAGACUGUUACUUGAAGCAGGGGCAAGGGUGGAUGGUAUCGGACUUGGUAACACAGCUCUAUCACCGCUCUGGGUCGCGACUUAUGCUGGGCAUAAGAACUGUGUAGAGAGACUCGUCAAGGCAGGUGCCAACCUUGAUACAAAGUUCCCGGAGACUCCAUUGUUCAUUGCGGCGCGUGAAGGGAGAGCGGACUGCCUCAAGAUUCUUAUAGAAGCUGGUAGUAAUGUAAAUGUUAAAAACAAUCGUGGACAAAAUCCAAUGCAUAUUGCUUGUUCAGAAGUUCAUGAGAGCUGUGUAGAACUCCUGGUAAGUUGAAUGACUUUAAAAUAUUAAAGACACUUACAUGUAUGAAGUCAUAUAUCGGUGGGUGGCAAGGCGGGGUGACGGGGGUCCCUCAAGUUGAUUAGCCCCUAACCAUUCAGCCCCUAACCAGAAGUUGAGUGGGGUGGAAGUGGGUGGGGGAGGGCGGGGGGUGUAGUGCUUACUCUUACUAGUCCCCAGAGAAUCAUGACCUCCAGCUACAAUCUUGGACAAAAUAAAUGGAACAUCUGGGUCAUCCCUUCCCCCAUUU
Molecule: messenger RNA, 1374 nt
Organism: Orbicella faveolata
Lineage: Eukaryota; Metazoa; Cnidaria; Anthozoa; Scleractinia; Merulinidae
Biological process (GO): regulation of cardiac muscle contraction; protein localization to ciliary inversin compartment; protein localization to T-tubule
Cellular component (GO): T-tubule; cilium
Molecular function (GO): protein binding
Source: RefSeq, a predicted model, not a curated record